CACUCUGCGUCAAGAAACGGGCACGUGAAGGUCGUCAAGGCUCUAUUAGCAUCAGAGCCAGCUAUCGCAUUAAGGAUGGACAAGAAAGGCCAAACGGCGCUUCACAUGGCAGCCAAAGGAACAAACGUGGAGGUCGUAGAGGAGCUUAUCAAAGCGGAUAGAUCCUCUAUCAAUAUAGCAGACACAAAGGGAAACACUGCGCUGCACAUCGCAGCUAGAAAAGGCAGAUCACAUAUCGUCAAAUUGCUGCUAGACAACAACAUAACAGACACAAAAGCUGUUAACAGAACAGGCGAAACGGCGCUCGACACAGUGGAGAAGGUUGGGAAUCCAGAGGUGGCUCUCAUCUUGCAGAAGCACGGCGUCCCCAGCGCCAAGACCAUUAAGCCCUCAGGGGCUACUAACCCUGCUCGUGAGCUGAAACAGACGGUGAGCAAUAUCAAGCAUGAGGUUCAUAAUCAGCUUGAGCAUACGCGCCAGACCAGAAGACGCGUUCAAGGAAUCGCAAAAGUGCUCAACAAAAUGCACACGGAAGGUCUCAACAACGCGAUCAACUCAACCACUGUCGUCGCCGUGCUGAUAGCUACCGUGGCGUUCGCAGCUAUCUUCACUGUCCCGGGUCAGUACGUAGAAGACACAGGCAACCUUCCAGAUGGACAUUCAUUAGGAGAAGCCAACAUUGCAUCAACGACACCGUUCAUAAUAUUCUUCAUCUUUGACUCCAUCGCACUCUUCAUCUCCUUGGCAGUUGUGGUGGAUCAGACGUCGGUGGUGGUGAUAGAGAGCAAGGCCAAGAAACAGAUGAUGGCUGUGAUAAACAAACUCAUGUGGCUCGCAUGCGUUCUCAUGCGUUCUCAUCUCCGUUUUGAGGAGGAUCUCAAUUUGUCUAAAAUGGUUUUGAUGUUAAAGGUUUUGAUGUUAACAUAUAUUUUUGGUUGGUAAAGAUCAAUGCGGUUUCGGAAAUUAUUUUUCGAGCACAUAUGCAUAAGUGGUGUGAUUGAGAUCCUCCUCAAAACACGGCUCUUUAAAAGUUUGGAUGCAGAUCCAUGCAAACAUGUUAGAAAAUAUUAACCGUCCAAUUUUUAUAUAGAAUGUCUUUAGAAUACAACCCAAAGGAUAUGAUUAUUAGGUACAUGCAAAGUACCUAGAUAGUACCUACGAUUUCAAUAUUCUUGGUUAGAUACACUUACGAGCUUGACAAUCAAAGUAUCCUAAGGUACAUGCAAUGGACUUCACAUGCACAUAUGUCUCAUACAAAAAUGAAAAGCGACAUAUAAAACUCUAUGGCGUAAGACUAUAUAGAUAUGGCGUAAG
Molecule: messenger RNA, 1314 nt
Organism: Brassica napus (rape)
Lineage: Eukaryota; Viridiplantae; Streptophyta; Magnoliopsida; Brassicales; Brassicaceae
Product: ankyrin repeat-containing protein At5g02620-like
Exons: 1
Cellular component (GO): plasma membrane
Molecular function (GO): protein phosphatase regulator activity; protein phosphatase 1 binding
Source: RefSeq, a predicted model, not a curated record